CGCUUCCUUCAUUCAUUUUGUGGCGGUGAUGUUGUUUGCAUUCUUAUUGUCCCUUCUGUUAUCAAUUUAAUAUUUUUUUUUUUUUAAAUUUUUUUCCGUUUCAGAACUCACUAUUAACUUGUUUAUAUAAAACAAGAUAAUUAUAACAUGGAGGAAUCAUUAGAUGAAGUUGAGACAAAAACUUUCUUUGGGAGAUGUAUCUGUUGUAUGGAAUAUGGUUACAUGAAGAAUAUGUGGAUAGAGCAUUAUUGGGAAGGAGAACGAGAAAUAUAUGGAGAAAUGCUAAUGGAAACUUUCUCUAUAGUUUGCAACCAAUUAGAAAAACUGGAGCAAAUCUGUGAAGUGUGUGUGACGCGGUUACGAGAUGCCUUCAACUUCAAAAAGGAUGUGCAGGCAUCCCUGAACCUUUUACAAGAGGAUAGCUUUUAUAAUGAGGGCAAUGAUACAGAAUUGCAAGAGAAGAAAAUGUUUCAAGACAACCAAUCACUUGAGGAGGAGUACUUAGAAGAAGAUAUGGAGCAGGAGGUCAAAUUGGAACAUCUGUCAGAGCCUGAGUACCAGGAAAUCGAAUAUUUGGAGGAAGACGAGGCUCUAGUAGCAGCAGAGAUAACCAAGUCGCAAUCGACGGAAUCGACGCCGGCGAGCAAGUGUACGAAGAAAGAAAGAAAGGGUGACGUGAAAGCGACGUAUAAGAAUUAUAACCAGGCGGAUUUGAGGAGAGCAGUUGAGGCCGUGAUCAACAAUGAACUAACUGUGGUGGAAGCUUCCGAGCGGUACUGCAUACCGCGGAGGACUAUCAACACUAGAAUCACGUACUUGAAGAACAGACCCGACACGCUCGACAUCGAGAUACGUCAACUGUUCCACGAUAAACGUUACAGGUUCGUUGAAGAAACGAAAGUAAUUCUCGCCUACACGAACCUCGUCCCGUUCAAGGUAAGGAGAACUAGGUUGUAUUGCGCGUACUGCGAGCCUAGUCCAGUGUUCGACGAUCCGGAACAAAUAAGGAUCCACACGUACGACAAACACAAACACCAAAUAGCGAAUAAUCUGGACAUUGUCCUCCGGCCGCAUUGGCUGAACGAAGUCAUCAGGGUCGACAUAACCAACAUGGCCUGCAACGAGUGCUACAUCAGGAUCCCGACGUGGAACGAGCUCUUCGAACACCUGAGAGACACCCACAACGUUGAGCUGGACGAGGCCUACACAAGGGUAAUACCGUACAAACUGACCAACGACCACAAAUGCGCAUUGUGCGAUAUGAACUUCUCCCAUUUCCACUUCCUGGACGCGCAUAUGAAUGCCCAUUACAAUAACUACGUGUGUGCCGAUUGCGGCGACACAUUCAUUACAGAGUGCAGACUGAAGAAACACGUUCUUAUCCACAGCAACGAAAGAUUCCCAUGCCAAGAAUGCGGGAAAGUCUUCACUUUGAACAAGUACAGGACUAAACACGUAAACUUCGUGCACAAAACUGGGAAACACUUCAAAUGUUUAUACUGCGACUGCAAAUACAGCACUGAGCUAGAACGCCACAUGCACGUAGUCAAGGAACACAAGGAGAAAGUGAAGACGAUAACGUGCGAAAUCUGCGGUCUCACCUUCACAUGGAGGGCUUACUAUUUGGCCCAUGUAAGGAAGAAACACUCAACGGACAAGAAAUUCAAAUGCGAGUACUGCUUGAGGCAGUUCGUGUCGAGACAUGAUCUAAAGAUGCAUAUCAUGAGGCACAAAGGGCAGAAGACGGUGGAAUGUAGCCAUUGCGACAAGAAGUUCGUGACGAAGGCGGAACUGAGGAGUCACGCCAAAACACAUAACAAACUCACGACUGUGUUAGAGACGCCAGCCAGUCUAGUGGUCAUAUGUCCUGCUCCCAAAUCCUAACUUGAGGCCUUUGAAAGCUGUUUUUAAUGGUUAAAAAUGUAAUAGCGUAUAUACAUAGAGCAUUAAGUAUAAAAAACGGGUCAACUUUUAAUGAGCCAAACGUCAUAUUGGCUGAACAUGUUUUUAGAGACUACAGUAUGGGGUAUUUCAAAGUGUGUAUUAAGGUUUCUUUAGGGUCAGCAACGCGCACAUGUUACCCCUAGUAGUAGCAGACGUCCAUAGUUUACAGUGACCGUUUACAAUCAGUCGGCCUGUAAUUUGACGCCUUCGUGAUUUAAAAAAAAAAGAGACUAUGAACAAGUACGUAAUGGCUAUGGUUUCGCGUUUAUUUGAUAAAACGAGAUAGCAACAUCGGGCGUCUUGUUCUUUGUUAUGCAUAUGAUAAAAAAUGGGAUCGAUUCUGGGGCGUUCUUCUUCUAAAUCUAAAAUUUUAAUUUGUAAUCAUAAAUUAUAAAAAUUUUACUUAAAUGUAUUAGGAACUGAUGUGUGUAUUUACAUAACUUUACAUAGAUACUCUUUAUUGUUUCCUCCGUAAGAUUACAAUAGUAAACUUAUUAUAGACACAAACAAUUACAAGAAAAUAUUACACUGAGAAAACAAUGGGCGACCUUAUCGCUAAGAGCGAUCUCUUCCAGGCGACCUUUGGAUGGAGAGGAGUAUCUUAUGCCUUGUUGUAUCGAAUAUGUUUAGUUAGUACUUAAUCUUGUUUCUCGAGUGAUGGCUCCACGUCGUGGUCACGACAGGACUGAAGUGAGCGGCGUCUUCGUCUGGCAGCUCCUAACACUCUUUGGGUACCCUCAAACCACGAUAAUGUAUUUAAAAUGUAUGUAAAUCACGCGAAAAUUUAAAAUUAACUAAAAUAAAUGUGUCAUUAAUAUGUUUGGUUCAACUAUUACUGUAUUUGUAACUAGAAUAAAUGCAGUUGAAUAAAUAUUUGUGGAAUAAAUGGUAUUUGAAAUUGAGGGUAGUAAUAAAAUUAUAGAUGUUUGUUUUAUUUAUUUAUUGUUUAUUACACAAUAAACAACUUAGAAUGGCAGACAAGCUAACGGCCCGCCUGAUGGAAAGUGGUAACCGUCGCCUACAGACACGAGCAGCACCAUGGACAUAACAGAGUAUACUGUUUCGCCCAUGAUACAUCCCAUGCAUUGCUAUUCCUAAGGACUAAGGUAUUCCUCUGUGCCCUGUAAAUUCACUGCCGUAUCGCAUCUUUUAAACCGAAACAGCCAUGCAAUCAACUACUUUUGUACAAAUAUUAUCUUUUUUUUUUUUUGUUUUUUUUUUUUACGUCUGGAAAAUGCUUUAAGCAGACCCAUAUACCUUGUGGGAGGUGAAUGGGUACUGUGGGAAUCCCCCCGUAAGGUGGGGGGUGCACCCACCAAGAACCAGACGAUAUACCCUCGAGGUGCCAUAUGUUGGACACAUGGGUUCGCUUUCGCACUCACCACAUCUCCGACGUCAACAAAUACUACCUCUGGUAAAACAUCAAACAUCAAAACUACGAUAAACAUUAUGAGAUAUAUAAAUUAUUGAGUCUGUUUAAUAAAUUAAAUGUGUACUGUUACAUUAUUUAAAAUUACAUUGAUAUUGCAUUAAACCCUCUGAUAAUAAUACAAUCAUAAAUAUAAAUUAAAUAAAAAAAAGUCCCUAAAUAAAAAAUAUUGCUUCCAUUUUUAAAUAAAUAAUUUCAAUUUUGUGAAAUAAAUUAUUUUGUUAUAAUUAUUAAAUUUAGAUUCUUAAAAUAUUUUGUUGUGAUAUCGAUUUAGAGUUUUAGAGGCAGGUCCAGAGAAUGACGCCUCAAAAUCGGCUGUAUUGUAUCUACUUAUAUAGAGAACUAAAUAAAUUUAUUUCACAUUACAUUAUUCUAGCCCUUAAAAGCCUGAUUUUUUAAAUCAAAUUAAAAAAUAUGUAAGUGUACCCAUUACUGUGUUUACUAAUGGGGGAAAAUGAUAAAAAAAUCAAAACGAUAUUUUUAUAUAUUUAUUUUGAAAAAAACAUUUGGUAACGUGUAAAUGUUAAAAUAAAAUCGAUUGUAGGCGCCCAAUGCGAUUUAUAACCGCGGUAUCAAAUUUGAAACUUCAGGUAUUUAGGGGCUAGAGGGCAAGUUUUGUUGCUUGACCUGUUAAAUUACAAAAAUCUUGUAUUUAAUAUAUUAAUUUUAGAUUAUAUUUUAAAUUUCAAAUAAAUAUUUUGUUUUUACCAA
Galleria mellonella (greater wax moth) is the source of this 4084-nucleotide messenger RNA. Its product is annotated as zinc finger protein 879-like. The record is from RefSeq and is a predicted model, not a curated record. Gene Ontology annotation, molecular function: RNA polymerase II transcription regulatory region sequence-specific DNA binding; zinc ion binding; DNA-binding transcription factor activity, RNA polymerase II-specific. Gene Ontology annotation, cellular component: nucleus. Lineage: Eukaryota; Metazoa; Arthropoda; Insecta; Lepidoptera; Pyralidae. The coding region runs from base 148 to 1884 and encodes 578 amino acids. The transcript is spliced from 5 exons. Gene Ontology annotation, biological process: regulation of transcription by RNA polymerase II.